Molecule: messenger RNA, 633 nt
Organism: Fusarium proliferatum ET1
Lineage: Eukaryota; Fungi; Ascomycota; Sordariomycetes; Hypocreales; Nectriaceae
Exons: 2
Coding region: 1-633 (210 amino acids)
Source: RefSeq, a predicted model, not a curated record
AUGCCUCCUCCUACCAAGUAUGCCGUCGCAUUGUUUCCAGGGUUCCAAGCCCUGGAUGUGUUUGGGCCUUUGGACGUCCUAAAUUUCACGUCCAAGCGACAACCUCUCGAACUCUCGCUCCUACAUACGGAUCUCAAUCCUGUGUCUACGUUAGAAGAUGACUCGCCCGGCCGUAUCGGACAAAGUGUUGUCCCAACUCAUACUUAUGAUAAUGCGCCGGAAGAUAUUGAAGUUCUGCUCGUACCUGGCGGGAGAGGCUCACGAAAUCCAGAAAAUGUGAAAAGAGUUCGGGAAUUUGUCAAGGAGAGGUACCCUAAACUCAAGUUCCUUCUAACGGUCUGCACUGGCAGUGCCAUCGUAGCCCAGUCGGGUCUACUUGAUGGAAAGGAAGCAACUUCGAAUAAGAGAUCCUUUGACUGGGCUGAGACGCAAGGACCUAAUGUCAAGUGGGUGCGAAAGGCAAGAUGGGUCGUCGAUGGCAAUAUCUGGACAUCAUCUGGUAUCUCAGCUGGUAUUGACAUGAUCUACGCUUUCAUUGCAGAGCAGUAUGGACAGGAGAUCGCAGAUGACACUGCAGACGGCUCUGAGUAUGUCCGCAACACCGAUCCAAAAUCGGACCCCUUUGCCGUCUAG